CGAUUCGUCCUCCCUGUCGCCUCGCUCACGGACGAACUCACGAACAGAAACCAAUUCACGAUUCACGAAUCGAGAUAGAAAUCGCAAUCGGCCUUGACUCAAUCGGCUCUCGCUCUCUGCCUCUCUCGGGUCUCGACUAUCGACCGGCUCUCGGUCUCUCGCUCUCGCUCUCGCAUCUUGUGGCUUGUGAGGUUAGGGUUAUUUAGUUUACUUAUUUCAUUUCUUAUGUUUCUAAUUCUUGUUUGACUGCAAAACCUAAGUAUGAAGCUGUGAAAUUGAUCCUUUGUGGUUUGUCAUUUGUGUUUCUAGUACUGUUACUGUAUCACUGAUUCACUGUAUGUCUGUAUGUAUAAUGUUUAUGUAUCAUGUAUGCCUAAAUCCAAAUUGAGAUCCAUGCCUUUUGCUGCCAAUCUACCAUUUGUUAAUUGAAGUCCAAAUUUCUUUACCUAACAUCUGUUAACAACCCCCUAGGACAGCUUAAACAACCUCUAAAUGUGGCCCAAAACAGUCUCGAAACAACAUCCAAAUAGUCCCUAUUGCUGCUGAUUUUUUAGACACAAAUCGGCCUCUUUAGCUGCUAAUUUUUAGCCACAAAACAACCCCUAGCUGCUGAUUUUUAGCCAAAAAAAACAACCCCUUUAGCUGCUGAUUUUUACCCCAAAAAGUCAGUCGAGUGGGUGUAUUGAACCUGCUUGGACCUUAAUCUGUUGCUGAAUGCAUUACUACUUAAUACUCGUUGAAUCUCUGCAAUAGUUAAUUUGUGUCCAUCUUAUGUAUAUAAUGUACUUAUACUAACAAUUGCAACAUCUAUUUUGUUAUGGUUAUUUUUUUCCAUUGUUCCAUUUACCAUGGGAGGUUCUAGCUUCACCACUAUUUUUGGCYAUYMUGUUUUAACUUUAGCACUUAUGAGAACCAAUUACUGAACCUUGUAUUGGAUGAAGGUCAUGAAGCUGUAGAGUUCCUUUUCAUGUUAAGUAUGGACUUGUAAUAGUACAGUUUGUGUGCAUGUUUAUGGUUCAAAACAUUCAAGAUUCUCAAGUCAUAUGGUGCUAUAGCCAAAGUAGCCUACGAGUAGUGCCCUAUCCCACAACUGCACUAGUUGGGGGAGGAGUCAGAUACCAUUACAAAAAAGAAAAAGUAAGUGUGGUCCGCUUCUGAUUUUGGGAAUUUAAAGGGUACUUCUGAAAUCGACCUUGACAUACAAGUUUUUCAUAAUUUACUUCUGAACAUGUAUUAGUCAUUUCCUGUCUUUUGGGACCAAAACAACUUUAAACAUUGUUUUUGAUCAAUUUUAGAGUAAAUAAAAGCAAGACAGUUGAAAUCAAAUGUGGACUUGGUUCGUGCAUUGAAGUUCCUGUUUUAGUUUCCUAGUUUUUCAGUUCCUGUUCAUACAUAAGGAAUUGGUUCCUCAACUACGAAGAAUCUUGUGCUAUUUUGCCUGGACARCUAAUCAGAAUUUGAUAAGUGGCUAUAUGAUUCAAUAAUCAAGACAUCACUGUUAAACUUUCCGGAUAUUUAACAUUUUCCAAACUCCUAUCAGACAGAAAGUGUUCCAAGUCGGAGAAAAAUGGUGGUAGACGAUGUUCCGAUGGAUGAUAAGGUAAAGAGAACGAGAGACCUGCUAUCGAGUUUCUAUUCACAGGAUGCUUCUCAUACUUCUGCUCCCGUCAACACUACAUCAAGAUUCGCCACUCUCGACACUAUCAAUACGACUUCCUUCGAUGCCGAUCAGUACAUGAAUCUUCUUGUACAAAAGUCAAAUCUGGAGGGCCUCCUUCAGAGGCAUGUUGAGAUGGCUGCUGAGAUCAAGAAUCUGGACACUGACUUGCAAAUGUUAGUAUACGAAAACUAUAACAAGUUUAUCAGUGCUACAGAUACAAUUAAAAGAAUGAAGAAUAAUAUUGUCGGUAUGGAAGUAAAUAUGGAACAACUCCUUGAAAAGAUAAUGUCAGUGCAGUCACGAAGUGAUGGGGUCAACACCUCGCUUUUUGAAAAGAGAGAGCAUAUAGAGAAAUUACAUCGCACCCGUAAUCUAUUGCGCAAAGUUCAGUUUAUAUAUGAUCUCCCUACUACACUUGGAAAAUGUAUAAAAUCUGAAGCAUAUGGUGAUGCAGUGAGGUUCUACACUGGAGCUAUGCCGAUAUUUAAGGCUUAUGGGGAUUCCUCAUUCCAGGAUUGUAAGAAAGCAUCUGAAGAAGUAAUGUCAGUUAUUAUUAACAAGCUCCAGGACAAGGUUUCUUCUGACUCUGAAUCAAUACAAGCAAGAGCAGAGGCUGUAAUGCUUCUUAAGCAAUUGGAUUUUCCGGUUGAAAACUUGAAAUCAAAGCUGCUUGAAAAGUUAGAGCAGUUCCUUGGGGAACUUGAUCUCUCUAAAGAGAUAAGCAUCGGUUCAGCAAUUCCUCAUGAAUCUACCAAUGAAGGAAGUGAAUCUGAUCCCGUUACUCCUCUUCCUGAGGUACCCACUCGUGAAUUUGUGGAAGCUGUUCACGCUUAUCAUGUCAUUUUCCCUGAUUCAGAGCAGCAACUGGUCAAACUCGUGCAAGAUCUAACCACAAGGCACUUUGAAGCUGCCAAACAACAAAUACGGGAACAGAUAUCUUCAGCAAAGCUAGCCAACCGACUUCGGUUUAUUUGGACUGAUGUCCUCCUGAUAAAUGAAGUGUUACCAGAGGCUGCUCUUCAAGAUUUUGCUCUUGAGGCUGCUUGUGUUGCUGUCAAGCAGUAUGUUGCUAGUGCAUAUUUUCAUCUUCUUCAUGAAAUAUCUGACACUCUUCUGCAAAUUCAAAAGGAUGGAAUAGGAGAAGAGUAUCCUUUGCGGGCUGCCCUGGAGGCCAGCAAAAAUGCUGUGAUUCAAGGCAGUACAAAAGUCCUAUCGGAUUUUUGUUGUCUUCUUGAUGAAGAUUUAGGGUUGAUAUUGAAGUUAAGAGAUAUGAUUAUUAGUUGGGUGCAAGAAGGGUUUCAAACCUUCUUCAAACAACUUAAUGAUCGGUUACUCUUGCUUUCUGGAAAAAAUGUUCCGAUGGCACAUGAGCAGUUUUUGGCAGAGAGGUUACAAGCUGACAAGGUUCCUGCUGGGCUUGUUCUUGUGAUAUCCCAGCUAUCUGUUUUCAUUGAACGAGAUGCCGUUUCAAGAAUUACUGAGGAAAUUGUCUCUUCAUUAUCAGCUGGCGGUGUUCAGCUCUACGAGCAUGGUCCUGCUUUUGUUCCUGCUGAAGUCCGUCACACCUUUAGAUCAGCUGGAGAAAAGUUCUUGCAGCAUUAUAUCAACAUGAGAACCCAAAGAAUUUCUGUUCUUUUGAGGAAGAGGCUCACAGCUCCAAAUUGGAUCAAGCAUAAGGAACCGAGAGAAGUUCAUAUGUUUGUUGAUUUGUUUCUUCAAGAGUUGGGAGCAGUAGGAACUGAAGUGAAACAGAUUUUACCUCAAGGCCUUCCUCGUAAACAUUCUCGCACUGAGAGCAAUGGAAGUACAAGCUCUUCACGCAGCAAUACGUUAAGAGAUGAUAAACUUGGGCGUUCAACCACCAACAGGGCACGUAGUCAGCUUCUAGAAACCCAUCUAGCAAAGCUGUUUAAACAAAAAAUGGAAAUCUUCACAAAAGUCGAACAUACACAGGAAUCUGUUGUGAUGACUAUCGUAAAACUCUGCCUGAAAAGUUUGCAAGAGUUUGUUAGGUUGCAGACAUUUAACCGGAGUGGAUUCCAGCAAAUUCAGUUGGACAUGCAGUACCUGAGACCUACGCUCAAAGACACUGCUGAAGAUGAAGCUGCGGUUGGAUUCCUGCUUGAUGAGGUGAUAGUUGCUGCUGCAGAACGUUGUCUCGAUCCUAGUCCUCUGGAACCCGCAAUCCUAGACAGACUUGUACAUGCGAAAUUGGCUAGGACCACAGACUAAGAACAAGUGGCUUCGUAAGUGCAUAAAUGGAAGUGAAAAAAGGUAUCUCUGCAUACGUGUUGUAUUAUUGUGUUACUUAUAGAUAGUUUCGUAACUUGACGAGAACUGGAAUUGUUGUUUUGAUAUUAGAGAUGGAAAAUAAAAUAAAUCCGUUGAUUUGGAUUAAC
This is a messenger RNA of Cynara cardunculus var. scolymus (artichoke), 4059 nucleotides long. Its product is annotated as vacuolar protein sorting-associated protein 51 homolog. Gene Ontology annotation, biological process: endocytic recycling; Golgi vesicle transport; Golgi organization. Bases 1568 to 3892 code for a protein of 774 amino acids. The transcript is spliced from 21 exons. Gene Ontology annotation, cellular component: EARP complex; GARP complex; membrane. The record is from RefSeq and is a predicted model, not a curated record. NCBI's taxonomy places the organism in Eukaryota, Viridiplantae, Streptophyta, Magnoliopsida, Asterales, Asteraceae.